GCCGGCUCCCAUCGCACGAAAAGUACAACCAACAAAUAGUGAAAAGGAAAUAUUAGUAUCGAAGCAAAAGAAGAUUUGAGUCGUAGUUACAAUAACUCGAUUAUCCGCAACUGGAAGAUAUAAAUCUACUAAAACCAUUUCUGGCAUAACAAACGUACAUAGAAUAGUUAUAGAACGAUACGUGAUGUCACGCAACUCCAACAUCCAACACAACCUCUCGGUAGCCAACUUUGACCGAUUAGUAAUUAGCCUAGUGAUUAACGUAAAAAUUGAUCACCUGCCCUUUUGGUUUUGAAGAAUUUUACGUAGAUAAAUAGAAAUUGAUAGCAUAAGCUAGGUUAGAUAUGGAUGUUAAAAAGGCAGGGGAAAGUCGCGUCGGAGGUGGCGGAGAGGUUGUAAACGGGUUUCGGAGCUGCAGGGACCUGAGCGAUGUUGUUCCGUUGUACGCACCACGAGGCUUAUAUUUGAAACCUAUUGCCAAAAUUAAUGUAUCCGUUAACCUACCUCAACUGAAGAUACCAGGAAAAACAAUAUCAACAUGGGAGGUAAUGGAGAAGAUUCGGGUCCUGGUUCGACCCGACGAGUUUUCAUCCUUGAAAGUUACAAAAAGUACUUUGGAAUUCAUAAGACUGGAGGGGGACCUGGAAGACAGAUGCCGAUUGCAGCAAGUCCUUGCCAGACUGGAUUCUCAACGUUUAAAUCUUGCUGGCUUUCCCAAUAUCCUGAAAGUCAGGGCUGCUGAGGCUAAAGAUGACUUUCCUACCCGGCAUUCCUGGGACUCUUACUUCAGAGAUGCUAAACACAUGAAUGAAUUGAAGCCUGGCGAGCGACCAGAUACCAUUCAUGUUCAGGGUCUUCCUGUCAAAUGGUUUGCAGAAGAGGGUGUCGAAGUUCCCAGCGAGCCUCUAGUCGCUAAAAUAUUUAAGAAAUGGGGAACUUUGCGUCGGGUUGAUGUCCCUGCAGCUGAUCCCUACAGGUCAAGGAUGAGACUCGGUACAAAUAUUCAAAAGUUUAGCUAUGGGGACGGCCUCUUCUUUGAUGCUUAUAUUCAGUACAUCGAGUACAUGGACUUUGUCAACGCCAUGGACGCCCUACGUGGAAUGAAACUCCUGAAGAAGGAGCCACUCAAGUAUCUCACAGCUACGAUAAAGGUUGAUUUUGACAAAACUAAGCAUAUGAAUGACACAAGUGUUGCUCACCGUGAGCUGGAGAGAAAGCGAGUUGCUGCCCAAGAUGGUUUAGCGGCAGAAAAACUCAGAAAAAAACAAGAAGCCAUUGAAGCCCGCAAAGAAGAACAAAGGAAAAAAGAGGAAGCUGAUCUUAGUGCCAAACAAUUAAGACGGCAGAAAAGGGAGGAUAAACGAAAACGGAAAGCGUUGACGAUUAUUCGUAAGCAGGAGGAAGAUAAAGUUUCUAUGAAAAUAGCAAGGGAGGAAAAGAAGCUCAUCAAAGCUCAAAGACAGUUAGAGAGUAUUCGUUUGCUCGACGAACUCUUUGAUAGAUUAAAGGUCAAAGUAGAGCAGAAGGAGAUAGAAAUAAAAAAGUUGGAUGCCGAGUCAAAAAAGGAUGAAAAAAAGUCAGAGAAACAGGGACACAGUAAGGACUCUGAAAGCUCGGAAUCUGAGGGUGAUAAAAAAAAGGAAAAGAAGGACAAGAAGAGCAAAAAGUCAAAGAAGAAAAAAGUAAAGAAGGAGAAAGAUAAGGAAAAGAAAAAAAAGAAGAAACAGAAAAAAGAAAAAAAAUCCACUUCCGAUAAAGACGCAGAUAGCAACUCGGACGAUGACAAAAAGAAAAUUAAAAGCGUCCUUAACUCUGGACGUACUCAACUUCCGUCCUCGUCUUCGGCAGGUCCGCCUCCUGUGGAUUCAGCACCCUAUUCAGUUAUUUAUCCAGGUUUUGAUCCUGCCUGGUACUACGGGGCGGCACCACCUAUGUUUUUUCCUCCGAUGAUGCGUGGCAUGCCGAGAGGUCCUCCUCGGGGACGUUUCCCACGUGGAAGAGGCAGGGGGUUUGCACCUUGGCAUGGUCAAUUUCGUCAACCUCGGCCUUACAAUCCGCAUUUAUAUAACGAUCAGUACUACAAGUAUUUUGCAAAAUUAACCGGGCACGAGUACCACGAUUUAGAUGCGGAAAACGACUGGGACGGGAGAUCGAGGUCAAGAUCACAUAGCCGAAGAAGAUCCAAGUCUAGAUCCAGAUCCAGAUCCAGGUCUAGGUCCAGGUCCAGGUCCAGGUCCCGGUCCAGAUCCAGAUCCAGAUCCAGAUCCAGAUCUUACUCGAGGUCAAGAUCUCAUUCUCGAAGCAGUAGAAGCAGAAGCAGGAGACGGAAUCGAAGUCGCGGGAGAUCUCGAAGCCGGGGAAAAAGUCAUAGUCAAACUAGAAGUAGAAGUAAAAAUGAGUGCAAAAGUCGGAGUAGAUCUCGCUCGAGAAAAAGAGCUACGAAUUAUACAAGAUCUAAAUCGAGAUCAAGAUCGCGAUCGAGAUCUAAAAAGCCUUCGAGAUCUUCGAGGAGUCGUUCUGGGACGAGUUCGACUAAACGAAAACGUAAACGGAGAUCAUCCUCACGAGUUAUAAUUACUAGAGCAAAGUCUCGCAGCAUAUCAGCAAAGCGCAAAUCUCGUAGCAGUUCUUGGUCUCUGCCGAGAACUCCAAAUCGCAGGAGCUGUUCGUGGUCUAAAGAAAUCGAUAAGCCGAGUAAGGGAAAUUCGAAGGGAGAGAAACAGAAAAACAAAGGCGAAGAAAAACCUUGCACGAAGGAUCGUCAACGCAAUGAGACUGAUAAAUGUAAUGUUAUACCAGGUGUACAGGCUUCAAAUGGGAUUGCAGAAGAAUCGACAAACCCAGCAAAAAAUCGCUCCGCUCUAGAAACUGAGCCCAUUACUCCCGAUUGACCGGUGUCCUCUAUUUAUGCGUUGUGUGCCACACCUGGUAUCAUUAAAACAAGCGUUUUUUUGAAUAA
Messenger RNA from Athalia rosae (coleseed sawfly), 2959 nucleotides. Its product is annotated as A-kinase anchor protein 17A-like. The coding region runs from base 345 to 2891 and encodes 848 amino acids. The transcript has 7 exons. NCBI's taxonomy places the organism in Eukaryota, Metazoa, Arthropoda, Insecta, Hymenoptera, Athaliidae. The record is from RefSeq and is a predicted model, not a curated record.